Anthonomus grandis grandis is the source of this 3107-nucleotide messenger RNA. RefSeq names its product MAP kinase-activated protein kinase 2 (gene MAPk-Ak2). The record is from RefSeq and is a predicted model, not a curated record. Lineage: Eukaryota; Metazoa; Arthropoda; Insecta; Coleoptera; Curculionidae. The coding region runs from base 405 to 1472 and encodes 355 amino acids. Gene Ontology annotation, cellular component: nucleus; cytoplasm. Gene Ontology annotation, biological process: protein autophosphorylation; intracellular signal transduction; peptidyl-serine phosphorylation. The transcript is spliced from 8 exons. Gene Ontology annotation, molecular function: calmodulin binding; ATP binding; mitogen-activated protein kinase binding.
UGUCAAUAGUGUCAACUUCAGUUGGUGGUGAUCAUCAGUGACAUCCAAUGUUAUUGCUUUUUUUGCAUUUUACUUAAAAUUCUUUAGUACCUGCCAAUAACAUAAACUCAAACUAAAAUUACUAAAACUCUAUGCACCGUGCACGCACAAAACAAACAAAAACACUUUGGGUUGUACGUGAUUUUUAUUUGCUGGAAUAUUAUAAACAUCGUCCUUCCAGGAAUUUCCAGCAGGCAGGUACCUGUAUUCUAAACAUCUAAUAGAAUCAUCUUCAUUCAAGGCUAAAAAAAAAUAUUUGGUAAUUACCAUUUUUUUUCUUCAAUAUUGAUUUGCUGAGCUGUAGUCCUCUAAAAUUGUUAAGCAAUUAGUCAUAAGCACCAUAUUACAAGUUGUGAAAUCAGAAAAUGAACCCGCUUAAUUCUAUUAGACCCUUAAUUCCAAAAACCAAUCCCAUUACUACUGAUUAUGAGAUCACUAAGCAAGUAUUGGGUCUUGGGAUUAAUGGAAAAGUUGUUGAAUGUUUCGAUAAAAAAACUCGAGAGAAAUAUGCUUUAAAGAUAUUAGUAGAGAGUGAAAAGGCAAAGAGGGAAGUUAAUCUACAUUGGAGAGCCAGUGGAUGUCGUCAUAUUGUGAACAUUAUUGAUGUUUACCAAAAUAAAUACCACAACAAUACAUGUUUGCUAGUUGUAAUGGAAUGCAUGGAAGGUGGUGAGUUGUUUCAAAGAAUUCAAGAUAGACCUGAAGGAGCAUUUACAGAAAGAGAGGCAGCACAAGUCAUGAAUGAAAUAUGUGUAGCAGUUAAGUAUUUGCAUGAUAUUAACAUUGCUCACAGAGACUUGAAGCCGGAAAAUUUAUUGUAUUCAAAAAAAGGUACUUAUGGUGUACUUAAGCUGACUGACUUUGGAUUUGCCAAGGAGACUAUUAAUAAAGAUACACUCCAAACACCUUGCUACACUCCUUACUAUGUUGCUCCUGAAGUACUAGGACCAGAAAAGUAUGAUAAAAGCUGUGAUAUUUGGUCACUGGGUGUCAUUAUGUAUAUCUUGUUGUGUGGAUUUCCACCAUUUUAUAGCAAUCAUGGUUUGGCUAUAUCACCGGGCAUGAAGAAGCGUAUUAAAACUGGUCAGUUUACUUUUCCUUUACCUGAAUGGCAGAAUGUCAGUGGUGAUGCAAAAGAUCUGAUCAAUGGAAUGUUGAAUAUUGAUCCUGCCAAAAGACUAACUAUUGAUGAAGUGAUGAACAAUCGAUGGAUUGCACAAUACACAGCGGUCCCUCAGACACCCCUUCACACUAAUCGAUUACUGAAAGAAGGUGAAGAAAUGUGGCCAGAAGUACAAGAAGAAAUGACUAGAUCUUUAGCUACAAUGCGUGUUGAUUAUGAUCAAGUUGUGAUGAAACCCCUGGAAAACUCUAAUAAUUCGUUAUUAGAUAAACGUCGUAAGAAGUCAGUGCUGACUUCCCUAAAGAUAUAGCUUUUAAUAUGUGCUAUUGUGACAGUGAGCAAAUACUGCCGUAUGUCAAACUCAGCUAGUCACUUUCAUAUACUGAAGGUAAACUGUUCUAUACCUGGAUAUAAGUAGGCCCAAAUUUUACCAAGCCCCAAAACUGUAUUUAUUAAUUAAGCUAUAUUUUAACUGUUUGUUAUUUGUUUCAAGCACUUUUGUUGUUAUUAUUAAUGUUAAUGUUAGACUUAAAAAGACCAUUUUCAAUGUCACAAUAGUAAACAUCACAGUAAAAACCUCAAGUUUAUUAGCCCUGUAUUAAAACCAGUUAUAAAUUUCUAUAUUAAAAAAAAAUUAAUUUAUGUGGAGCCUCAAGACUUAGAUUUUAUUGUGCAAUGUCCAGAAGUAAAUAUUUUUUAAAUAACUGUAAGUUGCAGAGUCCUAUUACACAUACACAGAAAUGCUUAUGAAAUCUUGGCCGAAUUUUUCACAGGUUGCAGAGGACAUAGAUAACCAAAAAUCCAUUUUUCUUAAAUUUUUUAAGAAGUAAUUAGAAUGUAUCACAAAAAUAGUUAAUAAACAGAGGGUUCAUUUCAAUUAAUAUAAAAAUUACUAUCUACUUAACUCCGCAUACUUUCAGAUUAAUUUCUUUGGAUGAAAAACUAUCAUCCAAAAAGUCAAACUGUCACUUAUGCCUUUCUCUAGAUUAAACGUAUAAGUGUUUGCACUUGAGUUUAAAAAAAAAAGGUUGGCUUAAGGUUUUCUAAGUGUUUGUAUAUGUGCUCUGUGUAACCGGACUCAUACGACGAGAAAUCGCGUGCCUUUAUGAAAUACCUCAUGGAAAAUAUAAUUGUUGCUAAUGCCAAGACUAAUAUUAAUUUUAAAUAAUUCAUGGUUUAGGCCAGUUCCUUAGACAUAUGUGGUUAGUCAAGUUUAAGAGAAGGGUAUUCAGGUUGGUCCAUGGGGUCGUUUCACGUUUUGUCUGUUCUAAAUUAGAAUUUUAUAAAGAAAUAUUAAUAAAGUGAUGUAUUUUAAGAAGAUUAGAUGUUGCCUGUAGUAUAUAAUACUAAUAAUAUUACCUAGUACAUUUUCAUAUUGAAAUGUAUUUAAUUUUAUUAAUUUUAGCUAAUAUACAGUGGUGUCCUAUAAUUACUUGCAGGCAGAUUAAUUGAUAAUAGGUCCUGUCAAAAUGGUAAUUGAGUCAUACAUUUAAGUCGUUACUUGCCCGAUAAACUUAAAAAAACAUUCCUAGAGGUGAAAAGAUAAGGUUUAUACAUCUUCCAUUUGCUUAAUUUUAAUUAAUUGCAAAAUAUUCACCUUUCUUGAAAUAAGACAUAUAAAAUAUAUGCCAUUUUGAAUUUGAUAGAAUUCUAAUAACAUUUUAAAUAAACCGCAUAUCAUUGCAACAAAUAAAAUGUUACGUUAGAACAUUUACUAUUAUUUUAUAUACUCCAAAUUCAGAGUAAACUUUCUGUGAAGUGGAGGUUAUAGAGGUUUUAGAAAUAUUUUACUUAAGCAUAUAAUGUAUACGUCAAAUAAACUAUUAAUGAGGCCUUUUGACCCACCUCCAAGUAAUUAUGGAUCAUGGAACACUGUAUAUGUUACGAUGAAUAAUAUAACAAAUGUCAUUUUAAAAUAAUUUGUCAAUAAACGAUUAGUGGUUAA